AUGGCCUUGAAUUGUCAGCCCAACUCUCAACUCAACCCAGCCCAACAAACCCUUGGCCCUGUUCGCCGUUCGCCUCUCCCUACUAUCCCGCCGUCGUCUCUCCCUCUAAUCCGCCAUCGCCUCUCCCUCCAAUCCCGCUGUCCCCUCUUCCUCUCACCCCGCGGUCGCCUCCCUCCCAUCCCGCCGUCGCCUCUCCCUCUCAUUCGCCGCCGCAUCUCCCUCUUACCCGCCAUCGCCUCUCCCUCCCAUCCCGACGUCGCCACCCCCGUCGUCGCCUCCCCCUCACAUCCCGCCGUCGCCUCCCCCUCACAUCCCGUCCUCGCCUCCCCCUCACAUUCCGUCGUGGGCGCUUGCGCCUAA
This is a messenger RNA of Closterium sp. Naga37s-1, 360 nucleotides long. Lineage: Eukaryota; Viridiplantae; Streptophyta; Zygnematophyceae; Desmidiales; Closteriaceae. The record is from the annotation of a GenBank genome assembly.